Messenger RNA from Coffea eugenioides, 950 nucleotides. RefSeq names its product protein seele. The record is from RefSeq and is a predicted model, not a curated record. Lineage: Eukaryota; Viridiplantae; Streptophyta; Magnoliopsida; Gentianales; Rubiaceae. Bases 50 to 598 code for a protein of 182 amino acids. The transcript is spliced from 9 exons.
AACAAUUGCACAGCCAACUGCUGAGAAGAAGAAGAGAAGAAGCUCCGAAAUGGCGGAGGACUCGUCGUCGCGGCUGGUUUUUGCCAUUGCCUUACUGUCACUGUUUUCUGCCGGCCUUUCUAUUGACGACAAAUGUGCUGCUUGCACCGCCAUUGCCGAGGAGCUAGAGCGUGGUCUCAUGAAUGAAAGACCAAGAAAUCAUCUGGAUAUGAGACACCGGUUGGAUGCUAAAGGUCAGCGCCAAGGAAAGGUAAUAGAUUACAGGGUAAGUGAAUUGAGAGUGGUCGAUCUUUUGGAUGGGCUUUGUGAAAAGAUGCAAGACUAUACCCUUGAGAAGGUAGACUCUAGCACACAAGUAUGGAUGAAAGUGGAUAACUGGGACAUCCUUAAAACCAAUAAACAGGAAGCUCGAGCCUAUUCAAAAGCUAUAUCCUCUUUCUGUGGAAGGUUACUUGAGGAAACUGAAGAUGAGUUGUCAGAAUUGAUAAAGAAAGGAUCUGUUAAAGCUGGAAGUGUGAGCAAGGUUUUGUGUGAGGACCUUGGAAGAUAUUGCGAUCAACCUAGUGACGAUGAUGGCAAAGUUAUGGAUGAGCUUUAAGGGAAUUGCAUUAAUUUCUUGUGUCAGGCAAAGAGAGAGGCUGACCUAAUAACUGAAUUUGCCAUGGUAUUCCUCAUUAACAGCGAAAGACAAGGAAGAAGAGUUACAGCAUUUUCUCUAGUUACUCAAGCCCCUCUUUUUCCCCCACCUUCAAACUGCCACCCUGCCGUCUUCCCCUCUAAUCUUGCUGCCAUGAUGCAGAACUUUUGAAACUUUACACUUGUAAUUGUCCUCCUACGACCGGUUAUCAAUUAUCUGUUUGAACAUUUUGGAACUUUUAACUGGACUGGAGCUGAAAUGUACUCUCGUAUUUCAUUGAGCUUUUAAUGUUUGUUGAGAGUCUUUUUUGCCA